AUGGCCUCACGUGGUGAAGUGAAGCGUAGAAACAAGGAUAGUGAACUUGAUUGCAGAGCUCUUAAGCUGUCCACAUGUAAAAUCAAGAAGGUUGGGAUUGGAGGCCCUCUAAUUAAUUUUGGUGGGAAUCUCGUCGGCAUGAACUUCUAUGAUGGGCAUGAAGAAACUCCUUUCCUGCCAAGGAGUAAGGUUGUCGACGUUUUAAAGAAAAAGAUUGGUCUAGCACUAUCAUCGGAAAGAGGAUUGAACCAGCCUGAGGAAAUACAGGGAGGGUGGAAGGAAAAUAGGUGGCCCGUGCCCACGCCAUAUUGGUAUCAUGGUGUACUUGAGGUGGAUAGGUGGAUUUUACCGGACGUUCAUGGAAGGAAUCUCCAAUAG
Triticum turgidum subsp. durum (durum wheat) is the source of this 378-nucleotide messenger RNA. Lineage: Eukaryota; Viridiplantae; Streptophyta; Magnoliopsida; Poales; Poaceae. The record is from the annotation of a GenBank genome assembly.